Molecule: messenger RNA, 2073 nt
Organism: Lytechinus pictus (painted urchin)
Lineage: Eukaryota; Metazoa; Echinodermata; Echinoidea; Temnopleuroida; Toxopneustidae
Exons: 5
Coding region: 46-822 (258 amino acids)
Source: RefSeq, a predicted model, not a curated record
UUCUUCCCAGAAAAUGAAGGAUUCAUUGAGUACAGAUUCAAGAAUAUGAGGCCGAAUGGCAAACGGGGUAAGAAGAGGAAGCAUGCCAAAUCAAAUGAUCACAAACAAGAAGAUGUGAUAGUGGAUGAGGAAUUACUUCAAGAUGAAGAAUUACAAGAAAAGGUUAACUGGAUGAAGCACACAGUUCCCACUGCAGCAAAUAAGGGGAAAAUUAUCAAAUUUUUCAAAGACACUGCUGCUUAUCGUCAAAUGAUGCUGAAGAAGAGGACAGACAUGACCAUUACAGACUUCAUCACCACAUUUCCAAGGAUACAAGAGAUGCCAGAACUUAUCAACAUGGACUUUGAAACAGAACAUGGGCACCUUUCUGACAAUUUUAUUUUAAAGUGGGAGUCGUUCUACCGAGACCGUAUCAUAAAAUUAGGUUUGAGCGGGUAUCCAGCGGUAAAAGAAUCAAUUCAAAAGUUUGAGGAAGGUGACAACAGAGACCUGUGUGGUUUAACUGCACUGUUGCUGAUGUUACAUAAGCCACUGACAAAGACAAAGAACCCCACCUCGAGUUCAAGGGCAUCGAGUUUGGAGCACUUCAUCCAGUACAGACCUAUUGGGACAGAUGUUCAAGCGGCAGCAGCUGGGAAGUCUGCUGAGUUUCGGCAGCCCUAUAUACUAGCCCUUGGACACAGACGCAAGCCACUACGAUCUUUUUUGAUUGCGGACAAGGUAGUGAUUGAAGCGGGACAGAAUGUGGUGGAAGCCACUGACAGGCUUUUUAAGUCUCAUGUAUUUGGAGUCCAUUUUGCCCAAGUAAUUCAACAUUUCUAGGAGUUCAUGGCAUCUGAAAUGUACAGGGUCAUGCAGGCAUCUGAUACCAAAGCCUCUGUAAGAAGUAUGGCGUUAUCGAUCCGAAAUUUAAAGUUAACCGAGCAGUAGCUUGGACAAGAAAACUAAGCGGCUUUCGGGGACAGAACAGAGGGUUUGUUAGACCGGGACAGGCCUCUCACUCACCUUACCUUUGUAAUUCAUAAGCACUUUUGCUGUCUAUACGAACAUGACAGAGAAUAGUUUAUCUAAGGCUGUUAUUUCGGAUUUUGUACAUAAAUAUGAAAAUGAUAAAAUAUGAAAAUAAGUGAUGUUUUUGUACAGAUUCCAAAUGGUAUAAAUAUACGCUGAGUGAGAAAAUGUUGUUCAUAUAGGUAGUCUUGUAUGCAGACCAUUUAUGAAAGAAGUUCUAAUUUACAUAUAUUAAUUAUGCAGAGCAAAGAAGUAGUACAAGGUUGUUAUUUCAAGCUUUAGAGAGCGAUCGGGAUAGUAGUGGUUUUGAGUGAAAGCUAAAUUAGUGGUUAGUUUAUGCCAAAAAAUGAGCCUUUGUAUGAAAUUAUCUGAAUUAAGAUGAGUAAUGAUGUACAAGUGUUCCGAGACAAAAUGAGUUCGUUGACUACUUGUGGUGUGAGCCUAAGGGUUGAAAAGAAAUGUUGUUUAUUAUACCCCCGCCAAACGAAGUUUGAAGGGGGUAUAUAGGAAUCAGCGUACGGUCGGGCGGUCCGUUGCAAAUCUUGCGGAUCGAACUUCUUCUUCAGUUUUCAACCAAUAUUCAUGAAAUUUGGCACAUACAUCGGUCUGCUUGUGAGGAUGUGCAGACACAUUUUUCACAAAAGUAACUAGAAGACAUGGUGAUAUCUAGUUUGAUAUUACAUUGCUGAGAGUGAUUUAUCAUUCAUGAGUCAUAAGGUAAAGAAUCAAGCAGAAUUUACAAGGUCUUGCAUUAAGACAUCAAGACAAAUUUAACCCUAAAUGGACUUGGGAGGGGGAGGGUGAAAGGCCCCCUUUUAAAAAAAAUUUGGCAAUAAAUCUGUCGAUAAAUCUCAUGCAUCUUUUGAGACCAAAUUUGCGACGCCUUGGUAUGCAGUCCGAACUUAGGCAUAAUUAUGUAAGUGCAUGUCAGUCCCAAAAUUGCUCAAAAUGCAAAUUAUGUUUGUAGCCUAAAUUCAUACCGUUCUCUUUACUUUUACUGAUUAAAAUCAAAUAAUUUCAUGUUGUUUAAGAUCAUGAAAUUAUUGUCGACAAUUUCCAUCC